AUGGUCUCAGCAGCGGCUUCUGGGGGACAAUGGAACAUUCGACGAUGUCGUGGCCAUCACCUACGGGCGAUGAUGGCCUGCAUCUACUCUGUUCCAGCUCCGGCGGAAGACGCGGCGGGGGAUCGUCGCCUAUGGCAUCACGGGGAAGGAAACUACAGGCCUUGCUUCUCUAGCAAGGAAACUUGGGAGCAACUCCGAUCUCAUCAUCCUCGGCUCAACUGGACCCGAGUGGUCUGGUUUCAACAGGGCGUUCCUCGUUUUUCUUUCAUCACAUGGCUGGCUUUUCUUGACAGACUGGCGACAGGAGCAAGAAGCAAAGCAUGGGGAUGCAUUCAACCAUGUAUUCUCUGCGGUGAACCGGAUGAGACUCGCGACCAUCUGUUCUUUGCUUGUCCAUACUCCUUUACGGUGUGGAUUGAUCUAACAGGCUUUCUGCUAGGAUCUCGUGUGAGUCCGGACUGGACUCUCACUGUUACUUCGCUCCUCUCUUCGCGCAGGAAGGAGAUAGAUACUUGCCUCCUCAAGCUUGCGUUCCAAGCUACGAUUCAUAGCAUUUGGCGCGAGAGGAACAACAGGCGCCACCAGGGGGAUCCUCUCAGCCCAUCUCAGGUGGUUCGCUACAUCGAUAAGACCAUCAGAAAUAGGAUAUCUUCGCUUCGUCACCGGAAACCAGCCUUCUAUGGCGAAAUGAUGCAGAGAUGGCUCUCAAGGCCAACUCCAUCAUAA
Raphanus sativus (radish) is the source of this 726-nucleotide messenger RNA. RefSeq lists its product as uncharacterized. The record is from RefSeq and is a predicted model, not a curated record. Bases 1 to 726 code for a protein of 241 amino acids. Lineage: Eukaryota; Viridiplantae; Streptophyta; Magnoliopsida; Brassicales; Brassicaceae. The transcript has a single exon.